UGGUCACUGUGGGCCCCGCCCUCCGCUGGACCACGUGGGCAUCCGGCUUGGGCAGGGAGCGCUUUCUGCCAUGGCGGGGAUCCGGAAGUUGGGGCUGGCCGAGGCCUUAGCUCUGGGGCCCGGCUGGCGACAUGCCUGUCACGCGCUGCUGUACGCGCCCGACCCGGGGAUGCUCUUCGGCCGCAUCCCGCUGCGGUACGCCGUGCUGAUGCAGAUGCGCUUCGAUGGGCGCCUGGGCUUCCCAGGCGGCUUCGUGGACUCGCAGGACAGCACCCUGGAGGACGGACUGAACCGUGAAUUGCGCGAGGAGCUGGGCGAAGCGGUCUCCGCCUUCAGCGUGGGACGCACAGACUACCGUAGCUCACACGCCGGGGCCAGGCCGCGCGUCGUAACGCACUUCUACGCUAAGAGACUGACGCUAGAGCAGCUGCAGGCGGUGGAAGCUGGAGCACCAAGAGCCAAGGACCAUGGGCUGGAGGUGCUGGGCAUGGUGCGGGUACCCCUGUACACCCUGCGGGAUGGUGUGGGAGGCCUUCCUGCCUUCCUGGAAAAUUCCUUUAUUGGCGCUGCCCGGGAACAGCUACUGGAAGCCCUCCAGGACUUGGGACUCCUAGAACCUGCGUCUGUGCCCGGACUUCAGACUCGAGUUCAUCGGUAGAGGCAACCCUCUGUGGACUCCUAGAACCUGAGAUCAGGACCUUGGUACCGGGCUGGAGGGGUUCUCUCCUGGGCCUGAGAGAAGAUAGGUGAUACUGCAUUAAAAGAGGGAGACAGGGACUAGGGAUACAGCUCAGCGGCACAAGUGCCUGCCUGGCAAGUGCAAGGUCCUGAGUUCAAUUCCUGGUACAAAUAUAUAUAUAUAUAAAAUAGAAGAGGGAGAUGUGUGUGCAGUGUUUUGAGCAGAGGACUCUCGCAGCUGAUGGCGUCGGGCAGAAACCCACAGCUCAUCCCCGGGGCCCUGGCAGAGUCUCACUCUGCUUCCUCCUGUGCACGUGUGCGCGGUGUGGACCCCCAUGCACGUCCAUGUCCAGUUGUGACCACACAGGUUGAACACGCCCCCACCCAGCAUGUCUAGCCCGAACGUGGCAACUGUGCCUGCCUUGUCACCAUCCCUUCUCCUUCCUGGUGGGGGCGGGGGGAGCUUCUGAAGCAGAGGAUCAUCUCUUCUCCUCCAUGACUGCUCUUCAGGGUCUGGCCCAGUCCAUGCUUGUGGGGAACAGUAGCAGCAGAGGAUCCUUUGCCCUGAGAAUGCUCCCAUCCUUACCUGAAACAGAGAGACUGAGCCCUUUCUCUGCAGGACUCCAGAGCAAGGGGACCCACAGUCCUUAUGUGCCACAUGGUUUCUGUGGUUCCCUAGAGCUUGAUGGAGAGGGGAGAGUAAGGUUAAUAGUGUUAACUGGAUGCCUGUUUAUGUGUUAAGUGCAAGGAAAUAAACUGAUACAGUACUA
Chinchilla lanigera (long-tailed chinchilla) is the source of this 1448-nucleotide messenger RNA. It is a transcript of the gene Nudt16, whose product is annotated as nudix (nucleoside diphosphate linked moiety X)-type motif 16. Gene Ontology annotation, biological process: sno(s)RNA catabolic process; mRNA catabolic process. Gene Ontology annotation, molecular function: snoRNA binding; phosphodiesterase decapping endonuclease activity. The record is from RefSeq and is a predicted model, not a curated record. The transcript is spliced from 3 exons. Gene Ontology annotation, cellular component: nucleus. Lineage: Eukaryota; Metazoa; Chordata; Mammalia; Rodentia; Chinchillidae. Bases 71 to 658 code for a protein of 195 amino acids.